AUGGCCGAUACCUGCUUCAUGAAUAAACUUCCUGACGAUUUAUUGUUAAAAGUUUUUCUUGGGCUCUCUGCCAAAUCUGUUCUUCGAUGCAUGCAAGUCUGUAAACAAUGGCGCCAUCUCAUCUCUAGUCCCUUCUUUUUCCGGAGCUUGCUUCACUCCCAUCAUCAAGAUAAUAUCCCGGGGAUAAUUGUCCAGUAUAGAACAUUCAAAUAUAAUUCAAUCCGUCGGCCUAUCGAUCUCGAAGCCCCUGAUGAUUUGAAGCUUAAAUUUGUUCAACCACCAAAUCCAUGGGGAUUGUCUGUUAUAGCUUCUUUCAAAGACUUACUAUUGUGCGUCGACAAUUCUCGGUCUUUUUGUAUCUGCAAUCCCACUACAAAACAAUCUUUGAAGCUUCCUCCUCUUUCAAGACCCCAUGAUUUGUAUCAUGUGGGCUUCAUCUGCUAUCCCCUAAGCAAUACCGAUAUUCGGUACAAAUACAAAGUAGUGUUAAUAGAGAGUAUUCAUCAAUACUCUGAUAAGUUGAAGAUGUCAAUCUUCUGUUCGGAGAGAGGUAAAUGGAGCUCUUUUCAGGCGUCAUGCCCCCGACGGAUGAGAACUAAGAAUCUGAAAAGUGUUGGUUUUGCAUUCAACGGAAUCCUGCAUUGGCUAAAUCCAUUGGGAUUCGUGGUGGCUUACGAUGCGUUGAAGAACAAAGUUGGCCUCAUUAAUCUACCAAAUCAAGCAAUAAGAACCAAUUGUAGUUACCUUGGCGUGUGUGAAGGGAGUCUUCGAUUAGUCCAAGUGAACAAUUUUGAUGUUGUUAAUAAGAUUGUUGGUGUUUGGAGAUUGGAGGAUUGCAAUGCAGGCAAAUGGCGGAGGGAGCACAGUGUAGUAUGGUUGGGCGAGCGGAAUUUGGAUUUUGUAGCUUUCCAUCCUGAUAUUGCAGACCUUCUCUACUUAAAAAGGGAUGCUAAGAUCUUGUGUUGUAACCUGGAAACAGGAAGCUUGGAAGAGAUGGAUCCGCAAAUGGAUGAAUUUUGUUGUUACCCAUUUGUCCAACCGUGGUGGCCAACUCCAGUUCCUCGCAAUGUUGCUGCAUCUCAGUGGCCAAACCCAAUUCCUGAUCUAGUUGAUGAUAGAGAGUCAGAGACCAUCUUCAAUGUGUUUGAGAAAAUAAAAUGA
Messenger RNA from Mangifera indica (mango), 1161 nucleotides. Its product is annotated as F-box protein At5g49610-like. Lineage: Eukaryota; Viridiplantae; Streptophyta; Magnoliopsida; Sapindales; Anacardiaceae. Gene Ontology annotation, molecular function: protein binding. The record is from RefSeq and is a predicted model, not a curated record. The transcript has a single exon. The coding region runs from base 1 to 1161 and encodes 386 amino acids.